AUGUCCUUUCGCUUUAAUGUCUACUUCAAAGGCUGCAGAGUUGUCUGGGACAACAUUACAUGCUGGGGCCCUGCUAACAUAGGAGAGACCGUCACAAUCGCCUGCCCACAAGUUUUCAGCAACAUUUACAACAAGCCAGGAAACAUAAGCAAAAAUUGUACAAGUGAUGGCUGGUCUGAGAUGUUUCCAGAUUUCAUUAACGCAUGUGGCUAUAAUGACCUUGGGGAUGAAAGCAAGAUCAAGUUCUAUAUUCUGGUGAAGGCUGUUUACACUCUGGGGUACAGUGUCUCUCUGAUUUCCCUAACAACCGGAUGUAUCAUUCUUUGCCUUUUCAGGAAACUGCACUGUACCAGGAACUACAUCCACCUAAACCUGUUCCUCUCUUUCAUCCUGAGAGCCAUCUCAGUGUUGGUCAAGGACGACAUCCUCUACUCUAGCUCCAGCGCGCUGCAUUGUCCUGACCAGAUAUCCUCAUGGGUUGGCUGCAAGCUGAGUUUGGUGUUCUUCCAGUACUGCAUCAUGGCAAACUUCUAUUGGCUCUUAGUGGAAGGACUCUAUCUCCACACCCUCCUUGUGGCUCUCUUCUCCCCAAACAGAUACUUCCUGAUCUAUCUUCUGAUUGGAUGGGGCAUCCCCACUAUCUGUAUAGCGGUAUGGACUAUCACCAGGAUUGUUUUAGAAGACACAGGUUGCUGGGAUACAAAUGACCGCAGUGUUCCCUGGUGGGUUAUACGAAUACCAAUUGUAAUUUCUAUUAUAGUUAACUUUGUGCUUUUUAUUAGUAUAAUAAGAAUUUUACUGCAGAAGUUAACAUCACCAGAUGUCGGCGGCAACGAUCAGUCACAAUAUAAGAGGCUGGCCAAGUCCACACUGCUGCUCAUUCCAUUGUUUGGGGUUCACUAUAUGUUGUUUGCCGUUUUUCUUGUUAGCAUUUCCUCCGAGUAUCAGAUCCUGUUUGAGCUGUGCCUGGGAUCAUUCCAGGGCCUGGUUGUGGCGGUGCUCUACUGUUUUCUGAACAGUGAAGUACAGUGUGAGCUCAAAAGAAAAUGGCGAAGCUUAUGCCCAGGCAAGUCCAUGAGCCGGGAUUACAGACUCCACAGCUCUUCAAUAUCUCGAAAUGGCUCAGAGAGUGCCCUGCACUUCCACCGCAAUUCCCGCACCCAGUCAUUCCUGCAGACUGAGACCUCGGUCAUCUAG
Messenger RNA from Chrysochloris asiatica (Cape golden mole), 1197 nucleotides. RefSeq names its product vasoactive intestinal peptide receptor 2 (gene VIPR2). Gene Ontology annotation, biological process: adenylate cyclase-modulating G protein-coupled receptor signaling pathway; cell surface receptor signaling pathway. Gene Ontology annotation, cellular component: plasma membrane. The record is from RefSeq and is a predicted model, not a curated record. Bases 1 to 1197 code for a protein of 398 amino acids. NCBI's taxonomy places the organism in Eukaryota, Metazoa, Chordata, Mammalia, Afrosoricida, Chrysochloridae. Gene Ontology annotation, molecular function: peptide hormone binding; vasoactive intestinal polypeptide receptor activity; G protein-coupled peptide receptor activity. The transcript is spliced from 12 exons.